Molecule: messenger RNA, 5155 nt
Organism: Clupea harengus (Atlantic herring)
Lineage: Eukaryota; Metazoa; Chordata; Actinopteri; Clupeiformes; Clupeidae
Gene: jph3b
Product: junctophilin 3b
Biological process (GO): regulation of synaptic plasticity
Cellular component (GO): plasma membrane; endoplasmic reticulum membrane; junctional membrane complex
Source: RefSeq, a predicted model, not a curated record
CUUAGAGGACCUAUGUCUGGAGUGAGCAAAGUGCACAGAAAUGGAUAUUAAUGUGCUCCUGUUUCUUUAACAGCAGAGAGAGUGUCAUAAAUAUGUGCCUGUUUCUUUAAGAGCAGGGAGAAAGUGUGUGCGUGUGAGGGGGAGGGGGAGCGGGCUGCGUUGGAACAGUCCUCCUCUAAUGAGCAGAUUUGAGAGACACCAUAGAGAGAGAGAGACAGAGAGAGAAAGAGAGAGAGAGAGAGAGAGACAGAGAGAGAGAGGGAGGGAGUAAAGCAGAAGGAGAGAGAGAGAGGGGAAAUAAGACGACGACAAGCGACGGCGAGAAAAAAAAACCUGAUGAGAGCAGGUUGAUGGGGACCACAGGAGCAACGCACUCACAGGGAGCAGUUUAACGGGACAGGAUUGUGGAUAUUUGACCUCAGCACUGAGGAAAGAGACGCAACAGCCAGAGAGACAGAGAAGGGAAUAAGAGAGACAGAGAGGGAGAGAUGCAGGGAGAGCUGAAACAACAGAGUGGGACAGAGAGAUGAGGGCAGAGGAGAGGCGAAAUUAAUCAGUUGUAUUUGUUGUGGAGGAUCUGCGCCAGCACCGCCGAGUGUGUGUGCGUGUGUCUGCGUGUGUGUUUGCGUGUGUGUGUGUGCAUGUUUAUGCAUGCAUGCAUAUGUGUGUUAGCGUGCAGCAGGAGUGUGUGAGUCUGUGCCUGGAUCACACACCGCAGUGCUGUUUUCCUAAAAGAGAGCGCGAAGCCAGCACAAGACUCAUCUCUCCCUCUCUUUGUGUUAUUCCCCCCCUUUCUCUCUCCCUCCGUCCGUCCGUCUCUUCGAGAAUCAGUGCAGCAACAGCAGCGGCGGCGGCUGGUCAGCUGGGAUGACUGCACACCGGAGACGCCUCAGUCCCUGCCGCGCCACUAGCAUGGAUUUAUCAUUUUCAUAACGCAGCUGAUGCUACACGGCUGCCUCUGUAACUCAGUGGAUGCUUGCUGCAUGAUCCUAUAUCACCCGCCGGAUGCUGCGCGAUGGGUUAUAACCCAUGGGAUGUCGUGUUGUAACUCAGUGGAAGGCGUGUGAUCGUUUUCAGGAGCGGUGCAGUGUCUGGCCUGCGUUGCGUGGAGCUCCAGGCGUCUGACGCAGGGGGGGGGGAGCUGCUGCUGCUGCUGUUGCCGAGCGGCCCGGCAUCAGAGCAGUCAGUGGGGCUCAGUGAGAGAGAGAAAGAGAGGGUGCUGGGGAGGGGAAGGGGGAAACACAUGGCAAGUUUUGGCUUCCUCCCCAGUGUGCGCCUUCUGGGGCUCUGAUCUGAGCUGGAGUUUAGGUCGCAGUAGUUGAGGUGGAGGGAGAAUGGUCUGAAGCUCUAACGCUUUUCCUCAGGGGGUGGGAGCACCACCUGUAGGGAUCAGCUUUUAUACCUCCUUCCUAUCAGCUCUUCCCAUCGUUUAACCUCUCUACAACACCAAUCCUCUUAUUAGGGUUUGCUUAGGGUUUGUUUGUUGUUGUUUUUUUCCGCUUUCUUUUCUUCUUUUUUUUUGAGGUUUGGGGUAUUUGCCAAAACCUAUUUCAUGCAUGUCCACUGGGGGCAGGUUCAACUUUGAUGAUGGGGGGUCAUACUGUGGUGGCUGGGAAGAGGGCAAGGCCCACGGACAUGGGAUCUGCACGGGCCCCAAGGGCCAGGGCGAGUACUGCGGCUCGUGGAGCCACGGCUUUGAGGUGAUGGGCAUCUACACCUGGCCCAGCGGGAACACCUACCAGGGGACAUGGGCCCAGGGCAAGAGGCAUGGCCUGGGAGUGGAGAACAAGGGCAAGUGGGUUUACAAGGGCGAGUGGACCAACGGUUUCAAGGGCCGCUAUGGCCUGCGGGAGAGUACCGGGACCAGCGGCAAGUAUGAGGGAACGUGGAACAAUGGUCUACAGGACGGUUACGGAACGGAAACGUACUCGGACGGAGGUACGUACCAGGGCCAGUGGGUGGGCGGCAUGCGCCAUGGUUACGGGAUGCGUCAAAGUGUCCCGUACGGGAUGGCAGCAGUCAUCCGCUCCCCUCUGCGCACCUCUAUAAACUCUCUCCGCUCCGAACACAGCAAUGGCUCCGCCCUGCUGCCCGACAGGGUAGGGUGUGUCACUGGGCCUUCAGGUGGCGGCCCUGGGAGCAUGGCUACCAGCCCGUCGGUGUCACGUGGCGGCUUUGUCCUGACAGCUCAGAGCAGCGAGACAGAGCUUCUGGGGGCAGCAAAGAGACGUGGACUGUUUCGGCGGUCACUGCUGUCGGGGUUGAAGCUGCGCAAGUCGGAGUCGCGCAGCUCGUUGAGCAGUCAGCGGAGUAAACAGAGCUCAUUCCGCAGCGAGGCCGGGAUGAGCACUGUUAGUUCCGCAUCCAAUGCCUCUGACGUUAACUCCACCAUCAGUUUGGGAGAUGGUGAAUCUGAGCUGGCUGCUGCUGAGGUCACACCCGAUGAUGUGGACGCUACUGCGACUGAGACGUACGCAGGCGAGUGGAAGAAUGACAAGCGCACAGGCUGCGGAGUUAGCCGGCGCUCUGACGGACUGUGUUACCAUGGUGAAUGGCUUAGCAACAAGCGUCAUGGAUAUGGAUGCACCACGUUCCCUGACGGAACCAAAGAGGAGGGCAAGUACAAACAGAACAUUCUGGUGAGCGGAAAAAGGAAGAACCUCAUCCCACUCCGUGCGAGUAAGAUCCGAGAGAAGGUGGACCGAGCCAUGGAGGCCGCGGAAAAGGCUGCAGACGUAGCCAAGCAGAAGGUCGAGAUCGCCCAGUCCAGGACUGCCCAUGCUGGAGGUAAGGCGGAGGCAGCAGCCAGUGCUUCUCUGAAGGCCCAAGAGGAGUGUCAUCUGGCCCGGCUUACUGCUAAAGAGUUCAGCCCCUCCUUCCAGCAGCACAGAAAUGGUGUCGAGUGCAAGCGUCCGAAGCAACAGGUGUCCAGCGAGAAUGAGCUGGAGGUGCUGUCCAGUAGCACAGCCGACAGCCCAGACCUCUACAUGAAGACCACGCCUCCAAACCUAAGCCCUCCCACCGGUCGGCCCACCUCCCCCAAGAGCUCCGCCAACCGGCGCAAGAGCACUCGCUUCCUGCGUCAGAGUGCAGUGGACGACGAACAGGCGGGAGGAGGGGCCACAGAGAUCCAGGUCUUACUGGAGGGGCCCGGCGGGGCCCGGGGAUCCAGCAGUCGAGGGGGCAGCCGCUCCAACACCCCCUCAGCACCGGACGCCCACAACAACGGACACAAGCACCCGGCCAAUCACAGACCACGAGAGCACGGCUCCUCAUCCAAUCACAAGGCGGGGCGGGGCACGCGAAGUGGGCAUCGCCUGCAGCAGGGCGACGGACUGGGCCAGCUGGACGAGGAGAAGCUGAGCAACUACGAGAUAGAGAUGCGGCCACUGCAACCCCGGGACUCCACUUCCCAGAAGCACCACGGACAUGACGAGCAUCACCAUGGCGACGCGCGCUCUAACACACAACAGAGACAGCGGGCAAAGCUUGGGGAGCGGGCCCGGGAGGGGGGCAAAGACAGAGGUGGGUCGGGGGACUCAGAGCUGAAGCAGGACAUUCGAGGGGGAGGGGAGAAGCCGGACAGUCGACCACUGCGGAGGGACCUGACCCUCUCCCCCCCACAGAAGUCAAAACCCAUUGCACUAGAACACAAUGGCAAGACCCAGCUCAAGACUACUGGGGGCUCCAGCUCCAUUCUGGUUGUCAUGGUGAUUUUGCUCAAUAUAGGAGUGGCCAUCUUGUUUAUUCAUUUUUUUAUUUGAACUCUUUGGUCUCGGAUGGCUCACCUUCUUCAUGUCUCUCACAGCGUGGACGAACGGAUGGACGGAUGGACAGACAAGUACUAAGAGCAGGAAGGAGUGAUGCUGACAGAGACAACAUACACACACACACAUGUGCGGUGGGACACACACAGUGACAGACACCCUAAUGCAGCAGGACCUUUGGAUGGACAGCCCUGCAAGCCUGUCUCUGCUAAAACUCUCAGCUCUGGGUUUCAUUCCACAGUUACUGCAUCCUUUGUAAAAGACUUCUAGUUAAACUUCUUUAUUUAUACAGUACAUAUAUUAAGUUAUCCAUUAAGUUAUUUCUGUAUGAUAUUCAGUUUUUUUUUCUUUUGAAACUUUCCUGCCUUUCCAAUGCAGCUGGUGGUUUUGGUGUUUUUCUGGAUUUGAGUGUAUGUUAUCAUGAGGGACAAGUUACCCUAACAGGGGUGUGUGUGUGUUCAAGUGUGUGUAUGUACAUGGGAGGGGAGUGUGUUCAAGUGUGUCAGAAGAGGUAUGUGUCUGUGUGGUUGUGUCAGGAGAGUGUUGGCAUGACAUCAGUGGUGUGUGUGUAUGUGGGUGUGUGUUGAUUUGAUGUCGGGGAGGGGGUUAAAUGUCUUGAUGAUGGGAAACGGUUCCAUCUCUCAUCCCUACUCUUCCACAUGUCCUCUCUCUCUCUCUCUUCCUCUGUCUCUCUUUCUCAGUCUUUCUCUGUGCAUCUUCCCACCCCCCUCACCAGUCACCUUGCUCUCCUAACCCCACCCACCCCCUUCCCCUUUCUCCUCCUGUCCAACUCCACACAGACAACGGGAUAGUGCCAUGAGCGUGAAUUAAUGCGUGUCCAUGUAUGUGUGUGUGUGUGUGUGUGUGUGUAUGUGUAUGUGUGUGUGAUGAGGUCUGAAAUAGGGCUACCUCUUUCGGAGCAUCAGCUGGAAGAGCCUUGUGAUCCCCUCACGCCUGGUGAGCCACUCCCACAGAAUGUACAUAACCAUGGCAACCUGCUGUUACCCAAGGUAACCAGGGGGAGCCAGUCCAUAUCCAGACCAACUUGAUGGCAAGAGGAACUUUAAGCAGCAGAAAGGAAAUGUGGUCCAAAUAAAUCGUGUGUGUGUGUGCGUGCGUGUGUGUUAGCUCUGUGUCAGCAUGUGUGUGUAUCCCACUUAUCUGAAACAUUUUCUCAGUUAUGAUCGUAGUGGAAAAUGGUCUUAAGUUGAGCAGCAGACCCCACUCUGAAAGCAGCCCCUAUCUCUGUUCCAGCUGUUCAGCUCUUCUGUGGACUUUUGGUCAGUGUUGGUGUGAGGGCUGCAAUUCACUUCCUGCCAGGUGGCCCCUUCCACUAAUUUUGUCAAUCACACUGCAGCACCCUGUCUCGCUACCUCUCACUCACUUUC